Mytilus californianus (California mussel) is the source of this 2403-nucleotide messenger RNA. RefSeq names its product ankyrin-1-like. Gene Ontology annotation, molecular function: protein binding. The record is from RefSeq and is a predicted model, not a curated record. Gene Ontology annotation, cellular component: cytoplasm. Bases 484 to 2385 code for a protein of 633 amino acids. The transcript has a single exon. Lineage: Eukaryota; Metazoa; Mollusca; Bivalvia; Mytilida; Mytilidae.
GCUACCAGAUUAAUUAAAGUGGUCAAAGACAAUCAAUGCACUAUUAUUACAGGUAUACCUGGAUCUGGCAAAUCAGCACUUGCUUAUCAUGUAGCGAUACACAUGCAAGAAACGGAAGGCUACACAGUUCUACCCAUUUGGUUACCAUCAGAAUUGAUAAAAUUGACGAAACUAAUGCUAAACAACUUUUUGUUUUUGAUGAUGUAUUCGGUAAAUAUUCUUUGGAUGAAUUCAACCUUAACUGCUGGGAAUCUGAAACAAGACGAAUUAAGAUGUUAUUGAAAAAUAAAGUCAUGAAAGUAAUGGUGACAUGCAGAUCCUAUUUAUAUGACAAUGUUAGCGAAAGCUUAUCUUCUUUAUCAUUUGCGCAUUUUAACUUGCUAUCAGACGAAAUAAAUAAAGUUAUCUUUAGUCGAAAGGAAAGAAAUCAGCAAGUUGUAUCUUACUGAUGAUAUUGUGAGUCAUCUGAAUGAUGAAACUAUCAUGAUGUACAACUUUUUCCCUUUAUUGUGUGUUAUGUUUAAAGGAAAGAAGAUGGGGGAUAUUGAUUUCUUUCAAAACCUUAAUCAGUUUUUAAAGAUCGAAAUUGGAAACUUUAAAAGGAAAAAGGACGCAACGUUCAUGGCUCUUGCACUCUUGGUUUUAUCUAACAACUCGAUCGAAAACGAAUGUCUUCAGAUUGGAAAAGAUAAAUACGAUAUCAUGUUAAAAGAUUUAUUUGAUGAAAUUGAUAACAGGAACUCUCCAUCUAAAACUUCAAUAUUGUCGAAUCUUCGAAAUCUCAAAAACAUGUAUCUAACAGAAACAGAGUCUACAUUUUGUACAAAACACGAUAAAAUUUUUGAUAUUAUUUCUCACACUGUAGGAAACUUUAUAAUUGGCUGUAUUUUAAGGCAUGGAGAAUCGUCGUUCAUUAGAAGUAGGUGUCAAUUAACCUCUCUCAAUGAACAACAUGAUGUCUGUACCAUAAUGAUUACAGAUGAAUUCGAAACCAUGUAUUUCAAACGUAUAUUGGAAGAUACUGAAAACGGACAUAACUGGGAUGUUUUUGCUAGCAUUCAAAUGAAAUUUGAAAAAUAUAGAAAUUUGUUAAUUCAAUACUUAGAGAAGUCCCGUAAGAAAUUGCCCUCGUCAAAUACUGAUUACACAACUCCAUUACAUGUCACUGCAGCCAAAGGUUAUUAUGACAUUUCAAAAUAUUUACUCGAAAAAAAAAGAAAACAUAUAAGUUCAUUGGAUGAUAAAAAUAGGUCUCCUUUACACAAUGCCUCCUUGAAUGGUCAUCAUGAAAUUGCCCACCUACUUCUCAGUAAUGGUGCUAAAAUUAAUCAGAGUGACAAUGAAAAAUGUACUCCUCUGCUCGAAAGUUGUAAUAACGGAUAUGUAAAAGUAGUUGAAAUAUUGUUAAAAAGGCAAGCAAAUGUAAAUACAUAUGAUAAAUAUGGUUGGUCUCCACUACACUUAGCAGCGUCUGAUGGAAACACAGAGCUUAUUUUACUUUUGAUGGAACAUGAGGCAGAUGUAAACUUUCAACUAAAUAAUGGAAUGACUCCUAUUUAUAUAGCUUCUCAGCAUGAUCAUUUAGAAGCAGUAAAAAUGCUGUUAAGUAAUAAAGCUGACAUAAACAAACCCGAAGAAACUGGAUGGAGUCCAUUACAUGUUGCUUCUUAUGUCAACCAUAAUGAAAUAGCUAAGUUAUUACUCGAAAAUGGUGCAGAAGUAAACAGUGCUGAUGAAGAUGGUCGAACUUCACUAUACAAUGCUGCUAAACACGGUAAUAUAGAUCUCAUUCAAAUUUUGAUGGAACAUGGUGCAGAUUUAAAUUUUCAAAUGAAUAAUGGAAUGACACCGAUUUAUAUAGCUUGUGGGAAUAAUCAUUUAAAAGCAGUUAAAAUGCUGUUAAGUAAUAAAGCUGACAUAAACAAAUGUGCGAAAACCGGAUGGAGUCCAUUACAUGCAGCUUCUUAUAAUAACCAUAAGGAAGUAGUGGCAUAUCUAUGUGAAAACAGUGCUGCAGUAGUAAACCUUUCAAAUAAAGAAGGUGAAUCGCCAUUACAUCUUGCUUGUGAAGAAGGUCAUGAAGACAUAAUAACAUUAUUAUUAAAACAUGGUGUUUCUAUUGAUCAUAGCAAUGCAAAUGGAACUACCCCGUUUCAUUUAGCUUGUUCAGAUGGUAAUACAAAUAUUGCAGAACUAUUAAUUAAAGCGGGUGCAGUAGUUACUAAGGUUAACGAGACUGGAAACUCGCAAUUACUUUUAGCUUGUAACGAUAGGGAUAAUAAAAUAGCUAAGUUAUUAAUCGAAAAUGGUGCAGAAGUUAACCGUCCAAAUGAACAUGGUCGAACCGCACUAUACAGUGCCGCUGAAAACGAAAUACAGAUCUAAUUAAAAUGUUGGUGGGAC